This is a messenger RNA of Hydractinia symbiolongicarpus, 4642 nucleotides long. Its product is annotated as tonsoku-like protein. The transcript is spliced from 22 exons. Lineage: Eukaryota; Metazoa; Cnidaria; Hydrozoa; Anthoathecata; Hydractiniidae. The record is from RefSeq and is a predicted model, not a curated record. Gene Ontology annotation, molecular function: protein binding. Bases 43 to 4143 code for a protein of 1366 amino acids.
UGUGGCCAGAUCAUUUGUUUUUAGAUAUACAAUAGAUAAAACAUGAAUAAAAGUGCAAAGAAGGAGAUAAAUGAUUUAAGAAGAUUAAAGUUGAAAGCCAAACAACGUGAAGAUCUACAGGAAGCUGCAAAAAUUUGUAAUUGCAUCGGUGAAGUUUUUUCGUCGAAUGAACUCUUUGAAGAAGCCAUUACUGAACACUUGGAAGAGAUAGGUUUUAGUGAAGCUGUUGGUGAUGUUAUCGGUGUGGCUGUUGGGAAUCGAAAAGUUGGAGAAUGCUUGUGUUUACUUGGUGAUUUUCAGGAAGCUCUGAAGUAUCAACAGAAACAUUUUGAGAUUUCGAAAGACGCAAAGGAUUUGUUAGAACAACAAAGAGCUCUGGCAACGAUUGGCAGAACUUAUUUUUUACAAGCAGAAAACCUAACCAACAAAAACGAAAUCAACAACAGUUUAAGACAUGCACAGAAGUCUUACCUGAAUAGUUUGGAUAUCGCAAACAACCUUCAUGAUGUUACAUCAGAUAAAGAAGUGUUAGAGAUGAAGGCGAGGCUGUAUUUAAACUUGGGCUUGAUUUAUGACUGGGAGCAAGAUACUGAUGAAGCUCUAAAGUUUGUACUGAAAGCAUUGGUUAUUUCAAGAGAGCAGAAAUUAUAUGAGAACAUAUUCAAGUGUCAUUUUACACUCAGUGGUAUUUAUGUCAACACUGGCAACUACAUAAAAGCUUUACAAUCAGCCAAGGCUUCUUUAAACAUUGCACAAGAGCAAAACGAUAAAGGUGGCGAACUAGAUGCUUUAUCUCAGAUGGGCCUGGUUUUACUUUAUCUACGUGAAUUUGAACCAGCAAAGCAGGCAUUAAAAAAAGUAUAUAAACAAAGAAAAAGUGAUCAGAGUGUUAUAAAGAACUUGAAAACUGCUAUCACAGGUGUUCAUUUAACAGCAGAAUAUCAACAGUGUGAGAAUAAGAAAAAUUUACUGGCUUUAUGUGAGAAGCUUGGUGAUCUUUAUGCUGAAAUCAAAUGUCCUAAAGAAUCCCUAAAAUAUUAUCUGCAACAGAUGGAACUUGCUAAGUAUCUUAGCUUAUCUAAAAAGGAAUUGGCUGUUAUCUAUGCAUCUAUUGCCGUAACUUAUUCUGACUGUAAAGAGUACCACAAAGCACUCAAGUUUUAUCAAAUGGAGUUGGAUUCAAGACAAAACGAAUAUAAAGAGAAAUCUGCAACUUAUUGUGCGAUUGCGAAGGUUCACGAGGAUUUGGGAUCACCGCUCUCACUUAUUGAAGAGUAUUACAUGAAAGGUUUGGACUGUGCACAAAUCAGUGAAAAUAAGUUAGCAGAGAUCAAAGUUUAUGAAGAUUUAUCUGAAACGCUAAAAUCGUUUGGUAACUUGGACAAACUUAAUGAGAUUGUAGAAAAAAUGAAAAAUCUUCAAGAAGACUGUUCAGAAGAGGACGAAUUUGAAGAACAAAGUGAAAGUAGUUCUAUUGAACUCAACCAAGAUGAACUGUUGGCCAUUGAAAGCGAAAACGAUGAGGAACAUGACCAAGAAGAAGUUCAUCUUGAGUCUAAACACGGCAGGAAGAAGACGUCACGGUCAACUAAAAAGAUUAAUAAAAUAAACGAACGCGGUGAAACACCGUUGCAUGUUGCAGCUAUCUCUGGAAACCUGCAAAGCGUAAAGACACUACUUGAACAGGGCGCAUACGUUCAUUCAAGAGAUUACUGCGGUUGGCAACCUUUACAUGAAGCAUGCAAUCAUGGAUUUUAUGAUAUUGCUGCACUGUUAAUUGAAUAUGGAGCUAAUGUAUCCGACCCGGGAGGUAGCCACUGUGGUGGCAUCACACCCCUUCACGAUGCCUGUCAAAACGGACACCUUCGUAUAUCACAGUUGCUUGUGGAGAAGGGUGCAUCAACUGAUGCGAAAACCAAUGAGGGAUAUACUCCUUUGGAUUUGCUGCAAAUAGCUAUCGAAGCAGACGAAGAAGAAUUUACUAAAAAACAAUGUGAUAAAACAACUCUAAUGCAACGGAAAGAGGUGGAAAAGUUUCUUUUGUCAUUGAAGACUUCGAAAAAGUCAGUGUCGAAGAGACUGGUAACAGAUCGGAACCAAACGCUAUUUGACCAAUCUUCUUCGGAAAGCGAUGAAGACUUGCAGCCCGACACAAGGUGUAGUAAAAGACAAAAGCUGAGCACAAGUCCCCCUGUUUGUUCUUCUUUUACCAUCGAUGAUCCCAUGGGGUCUUCACCAGAAACACAGUUAGAGGAUGACAGCUCUCAGGAAUUGUUGAAUAGAAAUGUCAAAGAGAAAAAGAAGAAGCAGGCGAGCCUAAAAUCAUACUUAAAUGAUACGCCGCCGAAAAUGAUCAGCUCCGAUAAAUCUUUUAAAACGAAUAACACGAAGAAGCAGAAAAAAAAUAACACAAUUCAAAAUUCCUUUAAUGCACUUCGAAAAUCAUAUUCAGAUACAGAAAGAAGGGACGCAACCCAUUCGCCAUCUUUAUUGAAUGAAAACGACCCUUCAUUAGAAAGUUUUAUAAUUGAUGAUAUUCCACAAAAGAGAAAGAAAACACCAAACGAACCACAAUUAAGGGAAAGAAGGUCUUUUUCAUCUGGUCGUGUUGCACCAAAACAGACCACAUUAAUGGAAGUUGCUAGUCCCAAUACUUUUGCGCAAAGAAACCCACUGUUUAGAAUCAAAAUACAUGUUGGCGAGCAAUUGUUUCUCAUAUCGUGUCAAGAUGUGCAUAAUCUAACGAUUGAUUGGCUGUUAGAUGAGGCAAAGAAACGUUACCACUCCAAGUGUAAAGUAUCCGCGCGGUUAAGCUUGAAAACUAUUGACGGCGCGCUGUUAGAUGCUUCAGACAUUAUCGGAAACGUUCUAAUGAAUAACGAAGAAAUUGUAGCUGACAUCACUGGUUUAGAAUUGGAACCAACAAUAGAGAGAUACAAGAGAGCCUGUGGCCGCCUAGUUGUCGAUCCAAUUGAUGAAAUCUCAAAUCAAAUACAUCCCGAAGAUCUGUUUGAUCAACUGUCACUUCAAAACUUGUUCUUAAGCACUCCAGAUGUCCAAGCCGUAGCAGAUUCUAUUUCGUUUAAUACCAAGUUAACGAUAAUUGACGUAUCGCAGACGUAUUUAGGCGAUGACAAAUGCAGCAUUUUGAUUGGCUGUUUACCUUCUCUUCCGAACAUCCAGACACUUAACCUUUCUUGCACUGGUAUCACAACCAAGAGUUUAGCAAAGCUGUCUGCUACCAUUAAAGAGAAACUGAAAGAAGAGCUCAAAAUGAUAACCAAGGACACCGCACUUUCAUCUCUCACCGUUCUAAUGCUGGAUCAUAAUGAUUUUCACGUCCAAACAGAAUUUGUUCAUUCGAUGUGCGACAUCUUAACAUACUGCAAACAACUGGAAGUGUUGAACUUACAAUCUUGUAAACUAAAUGCAACAACUUUUACGAAUCACUCAAGAUUUGUAGAAAUACUGCAGGUAUCCACGCUGACGUCACUUGAUGUAUCGUUCAACGUGUUUGAUGAUCAAACUGUCGAAGUUUUAAAAUGUUUGAAUAAACAGAGAAUAUCAGAUUUGAACAUCUCCGGUGUUUUGUCUCCACGAAAGAGUGUUGAGAGAGUGCAUCAAGAUGUAGCGACUUAUAUAUCAGAAAACCUUACAUCGUUACGGAAGCUGUCUAUAAAUCGUUUCCCGGCUGACGUACUCACUAAUUUUAACAAUAAGAUGAAAUGUCUGUCGCUUCAACAUCCAUCUAGUACAGAAAAUAACCUAAGGAGUUUUAUCAGAUGGGACAGAUUACCACACUUAUCUUCAUUGAACCUCUCUUUUUGUAAAGAUGUGGACAACGAAGUUCUUGGGAUACUUAUUCAUCAAUCAUCUCAAAAGAACUCAACGUUACGAAAAUUGCAUGUUUCCUCAUGUUCAGUAACUUCUCCUUUACCUGAUCAAAUUUUUAAACACUUAUUUUGUGGAAGUAAUUCGUUACAAUACAUUGACGCGAGCUAUAAUGACUUGAACUAUGAAGAUAAAGACGAACUUCUCGCCAGUUGGGCAAAGUUACACGGAGAUGUGAAUAUUAAAACUACAUUGCAUGAUAGCUUAUGUGUGUUAUCAUAUACACGCUCGAUCGAAUCAUUUUCUGAAUGAUUAGAAAAACAAAUUUAAAUUACACACGCAUCUAGAUUUUAUUACAUGGAAUUGUGUUUCAUUUAGUGCGUCGUUUACACGAGACCGAAGUGAAUUCCGUCAAGGACUGGUGUUUCACUUGGACUGUGAUACAUUCCGAGUAAACCGCAAAAAUGAUUCUUACUUUUCAGUUUAUGUUCUGUUGCCCUGUCAAUUUAUCUGUUUUUUUUGUAUAGUAUAUAUAAAUCUUCACUUCAAAUCCUGCUCAUCACUGUCAUUGUGCAAAUAUUGUAUUUACAAAAUUUAUUUUUUUAGUCCAAAUUAGAAAGAUAAAAGAAUAGAUUUAAAGAUAAAGGGGUAAAUUUUCUUGCAGCGGUUUAUAAAGAAACUCGAGCUACAGCUUCAAUGUUAUGAAUGCGCAUAGUAUGGUUCUUUAUGGCAUAAAUUAUGUUAAUGUAUUCGGCAUAAAUUAUGUUAAUGUAUUCGGCAAUAUGCAUAACACCGUACUUUUCGGUUUGUU